GCAGACAGCUUUCGCGUCGCGAGGAGCUGAGUCGCGCUCGCGUCGCUGCUCGCUCGCCGUAGCUCGGCGCUGUGGAAGGCUGCGGCCACUUGGUCGACUUGGACGUUUUAUCACUUAACGGGGUGACUGGUAGGCGCGCGUGUCCGUCCCACGUCGUCAGCCGUCCGCCGAAACUACCAACUGCACCGCCAUGGCCGCGAGUAAAGUUCCUCAGUCUUCUGAGCCCAAAAAAUUCUCGCUCGUUCCCAAAAUCAUCAAUGGAGGCAUCGCUGGUAUCAUUGGAGUAUCAUGUGUCUUUCCCUUGGACCUUGUCAAGACAAGACUACAAAAUCAGACAGUUGGGCCAAAAGGGGAGAAGAUGUACUCAUCCAUGCUCGAUUGUUUCAAGAAAACAUAUGCUGCUGAAGGAUAUUUCGGCAUGUACAGAGGCUCAGCUGUCAAUAUCCUAUUGAUUACUCCAGAAAAGGCUAUUAAGCUGACAGCAAAUGAUCUUUUCCGUCAUUGGCUGCAUCCAGGAAACACCAAACAGAUGCCUCUUGUCAAAGAAAUGAUAGCUGGUGGCUCUGCUGGUGCCUGCCAGAUUGUGAUCACCACCCCAAUGGAACUACUCAAGAUUCAAAUGCAGGAUGCUGGGCGAGUGGCAGCAGCAGCCAAGCUUGCUGGAAAGGAAGUGAAACAUACAUCUGCUAUGGAAUUGACUCGCUCUUUGCUGAAGCAAAGGGGUAUUCUAGGAUUGUAUCGGGGCAUUGGUGCAACUGGGCUGAGGGAUGUGACCUUCUCUGUUAUUUAUUUCCCUCUGUUUGCACGCUUGAAUGCUCUUGGUCCACGCAAAAAUGAUGGGUCAGGUGAUGCUGUAUUCUGGUGCUCAUUCCUCUCUGGGUGUGCCGCUGGGUCUUUUGCCGCUCUUGCCGUCAACCCAAUGGAUGUUGUCAAGACUCGUCUACAGGCCAUAAAUCCUGUGGAAGGUUCAUCAUACAAUGGUGUUAUGGAUUGUAUUGUGAAAACAUUGAAGAACGAAGGGCCUCUAGCCUUCUUCAAAGGAGGUGCUUGUCGAAUGAUUGUAAUUGCCCCUCUAUUUGGCAUUGCUCAGACAGUUUACUACCUGGGUGUUGCAGAACGUCUUUUGGGAGUUCAGUAAUUGUAUUCAUAUUUGUGAUUGUAUUCAGUGUUAAAUGUGACAAGACAAUAAUGCACUUUGUUACCUCAGAUUCUUGUAUUCACUACAUUAUUUGUGCUUUAUAAUAUGAAUGUUGUGCAAUUUAUUUAUCUUUGCAUGAUGUUGUAGGAAAUGUUGUUAUGUAAGAUUCAAUGUAAGUGGACUUGUGUUGUUUCAUAUUUAUUACUGUGAACUAAACCUGUAUUUAUUGUUAAAAAUGCAUGGUUUAGGGUUUCUAAUCCAUGUGGGUUCGUUUUAUCUAUCUUACCUUUUAUCUUGUUUUUGAGCAUUUGUUACCAGUGAUAAUGAGAUGCAGCCCUGUUAAAAUUGAGCUUUAUUACUGUUUUUUAGCCAUAGAUUUUCAUUUUUGUCACAUCAUGUCAUACGUAUCACUUACAAUUUUUAUUCAUUCAAUCAUAUCUUUCAUAUCAACGUGUGCCUAUGAAUGGUACUUCCUGCCAUAGCUUUGAAGCUUCUUCUCUCAGUGAAUAGUUGUGUCCAUGCCCAUUUCAAACAGCAAUGUUGAUGAAGUAUUUGUGUUCAUGAGGCAACAGAUUUUCUCAAGGUCCUGUGCAGUAUUUUCAAGUUUAGUGGUCGAAAAAACUUCUGCAGCAUUUUCAAUGUAAUUUGAAGCUUACACUUCUGCAAAUUUUGUUGCCUUUUCUUUUGCUCAUGCAUAUUUUUCUUUUUCAAUAGAUGCCAUUGAAACUUCCUUAAAGGAAGGAAGACUGAGUUAAAGCUGUAAUUUUUAUUUGUAGUCAAUUAAUACCUUAUUUGCUCUUCUAUGUCAUGUGAUUAAAAAUAAAAAUAGUUGUGGGGUUGCCAUUUUCGAUAUUUUGUAACAUGAAAAUUGAUGUGUUCAUCUUUGAUAUCAGCCUUUGCCCUCUAUUUUGUAUGUCUUUGCUUUAUGCUUAUCAUCAAACUAAAUGUUUCAUGUUUUACUGCAUCUGAGAAAUAAGUGGUCUUUAAGCUGUGUGCGUUUUGUGCUGCUUGAAGACUGUCUAUAUUUUUUAGUAGUAUCACCUUAUAUUAUAUUUUUUGAAUAAUUCAUUCCGCAUAUUACUUUCUUUCUUAGUUUUGCUUUUUCCUAGCCAUUCCGUUUUGUGCUUUGUAUAUUUUACAGUUAGAUUUCUCUUUGUGGUGUUUUUCUCUUGACCUAAAAAAUGAAUUGAAAAUCCAUAUCUGUUUGUAACCAACAUUGAUUUCCAUGAGAACAUUAGUAGCAAGC
Thrips palmi is the source of this 2384-nucleotide messenger RNA. RefSeq names its product mitochondrial glutamate carrier 1-like. The transcript is spliced from 9 exons. The coding region runs from base 191 to 1138 and encodes 315 amino acids. Gene Ontology annotation, molecular function: L-glutamate transmembrane transporter activity; L-aspartate transmembrane transporter activity. The record is from RefSeq and is a predicted model, not a curated record. NCBI's taxonomy places the organism in Eukaryota, Metazoa, Arthropoda, Insecta, Thysanoptera, Thripidae. Gene Ontology annotation, biological process: L-glutamate transmembrane transport; aspartate transmembrane transport; malate-aspartate shuttle.